AUUUAAGAGCAAAUGCACACUGAUAGCACUUUCGCAAUCUGGCAUUUUCUAAUUUCAAACAUCUUGCAAUUGAUACCAACAAUGGGCAUUGAUUACUCAAAUUUCUGUGUCUGCUACGACCUUGGGUUGUCCUAGGUUGCACCAACUUCUAAAUUUAACACCCCAGGAAACAAGGUAAAUUAUAAAUGCAAUAUAUGCAGCUGUAAUUGCAAACCCAACUGUGCCAAACAACGUACUAUUCACUUCGGAGGAGAAGAAGUCCAGCAACAGAUACCCGUUAAUAUCACCAGUGCUACCAGCAGCCAUGAAGUGAUCUACAAUAAACGAUAAAACAAAAAAAUGGUGAACUCUUCAACCACUAUUUACGAAUUUCAAUCAUUGUGCAAAGAAAAAAUACUAUGAGCAGCAUGCAAAGCAAGUAAUGAGAAAACUGUCGCAUUUUUGCUGGGAAUUGCCAGCCCCACCUUUAGGAAUGUUUUAGUUUACUCAAAAGUUAUACAUCGACCCUAAGAUUAAUCAAGUAGCAAAACAUGUAUUUACCAGCUUAGUGCCUACAUUAGUGGUAUUAGUUACUAGAAUUGCCUCAUCGUGUCUAAAUCUGUUCUUUUUGACUAUCAAUUAAGUAGCGAAACUUGUUGACUUUGAUUGACUUCUGAAUGUUUGGAAAGCAUUAGAUCAAACUGUGUGCAUUGACUUGUGAAAAUAUUUCAUUGCAAAUUUUUUUAAAAGCUAAUUAUGAACUUUGUGCGAUUUCAGGGUGAAGUUACCUGUGUCAAAUGGGAUCCAACAGGUUCUUUGUUGGCCUCUUGCUCUGAUGAUAUCACUGCAAAGAUAUGGAGUAUGAAGCAGGAAAAGUUUGUUCAUGACUUAAAGGAUCAUGCUAAGGAGAUAUAUACUAUCAGAUGGAGUCCCACUGGACCUGGUACAAGCAACACUAAUCAUCAGUUAUUGUUGGAAAGUGCAUCGUUUGACUCAAUAGUGAAGCUAUGGGACGUGGAACUUGGGAAACUUCUAUACAGCUUAAAUGGACACAGGGAUCCUGUAUAUUCUGUUGCAUUUAGCCCAAAUGGCGAGUAUUUGGCCAGUGGAUCUCUUGAUAAAUCCAUGCACAUCUGGUCAUUGAAGGAAAACAAGAUUGUCAAAACUUAUACAGCCAGUGGGGGCAUAUUUGAAGUUUGCUGGAACAAGGAAGUUGACAAGAUUGCCCCAUGUUUUGCCAACAAUACAGUUUGUGUUUUGGAUUUUAGAAUGUAAGGUCUUGGAAAAUGCUCUACGAUUUCCCUGCUUUUCCAAAGCCCUAUGACCUCAGGAAUGAUAAUUGACUUCUUAGUUGGUCUUCUAAGUUUAGUUGUAGAGAUGUUGCUUUUGAUGGGAAUGGGUAAAAACGUAUUUUGGGUGGGUAGGUUUUGCGUUUUUAACCAUAGACCAGGCAUUACUCACUUGUGUUGAUCGCUUUUGUAAUUACAUUUACUCAAUUAUCUGUCAGGCUUAUGCUUGGUAGGAGUGAAUUGUAAGUUUGCAACCCAAUUAUGUACAGAAUUAUUUGAAUUGGACCAUAAUUUAUGGUUUCUAGUUUACCAUUUCUUUUCCCAAUGAUAGUUAUUUGGAACGAUGUUUGUUACCCA
Quercus robur (English oak) is the source of this 1625-nucleotide messenger RNA. Its product is annotated as WD40 repeat-containing protein HOS15-like. Gene Ontology annotation, biological process: regulation of transcription by RNA polymerase II. The record is from RefSeq and is a predicted model, not a curated record. The transcript is spliced from 5 exons. Gene Ontology annotation, cellular component: histone deacetylase complex. NCBI's taxonomy places the organism in Eukaryota, Viridiplantae, Streptophyta, Magnoliopsida, Fagales, Fagaceae. Gene Ontology annotation, molecular function: protein binding; transcription corepressor activity. Bases 736 to 1254 code for a protein of 172 amino acids.